GAAAAUUCUUGUAUCGUCCGAGGCCGACAUACUCAUAUUAAAUUGUUUACUUGACAAGGUACACAUCGACAUCCUCCUUUAGGGUGAAAAGUAAACUAGUCACAUGACAUGAAAAUGGCGGACGACGAAUCGGGUGUGCAAACUCAGAAUCGAAAUGCGAGAAAUCAUAUUGACAUAGCUCCAGGAAGAAGAAGAUGUAGUUCGUGUUCUGGAGGGGUGCAUGACGAAAAUAAAAUACCAACUGAAUAUGAAUCUCUUCACCAUGUAUCAGACAAUUUAUCAUCACCAGAACGCCAUUGUCACGAAAGUAAAACACGACCAGACAUUGAUAAAAUAGCCCGAAGGAAACUUCUCAUAGCUUGUGUACUGUCACUGACUUUUAUGAUAGCAGAAGUCAUUGGAGGAGUAUUUGCUCAUAGUCUAGCCAUAGUGUCUGAUGCUGCCCAUUUGUUGACAGAUCUUGCCAGUUUCCUGAUAAGCCUUUUGGCUUUGUACUUGGCAUCUAGACGUGCCACAAAGAAGCUAAGCUUUGGCUGGUAUAGAGCAGAGAUUCUUGGUGCAUUGGUGUCAAUUCUGUUCUUGUGGGUAAUUACGGGUGUAUUGUGUUACAUGGCGGUGGAACGGGUUGUCAGCAUGGAUUUUGAAGUGGAUGCCACUGUAAUGUUGAUAACGGCAGCUUGUGGGGUAGCUUUCAACAUUGUAAUGGGUUGUAGCCUGCAUCCAGGAGGUCAUGGUCACUCACACAGUUUAGAUAAUAAUUCAGGAGAUUUUGACUCAGAUGAGGAGAAGGUGCGUUUAACAGCAUCAGAGAGUAUACAGACAGAGACUAUAGGAUCUUACGGGGCUCUGUCGGGCAGCUAUUCAGGUGACAGUCUUGAUACCAAGGUCACAGGUCAUUCCCAUAAAGCCAAUAUCAAUGUGAAGGCUGCAUUUAUUCAUGUACUUGGUGACCUUUUACAGAGUGUGGGUGUUCUGGUGGCAGCUUUUAUUAUCUAUUUUAAGCCAGAGUGGAAGAUAGCCGACCCUAUCUGUACAUUUGUGUUUUCUGUGAUAGUACUUAUAACUACAUUUACCAUAUUACGUGAUAUUCUAGUCGUUCUCAUGGAAGGAACACCAAGAUCUGUGAAUUUUAAAGCAAUCUAUCACAGUUUGAAGGGUAUAGCAGAAGUUAAAGAUAUACAUGAUCUGAGAAUCUGGUCACUCUCCAUGGAUAAAGUGGCUUUGUCUGUACAUCUAGCUGUCAGUAGAACGACAAACACUCUGGAAGUCCUUGAGCGUGCGUCAAAUAUGAUCAGAACAAAGUUUGGCAUCACUGAGACAACAAUUCAGGUGGAAGAGCACGUUCAGGACAUGCUUGACUGCACACAUUGUAGGGAUUUGCCAGACUGAACGCUUUCACACUUAACCAUGAAUAAACAGCGCCAAUUUUGAACAAUGCAUUAUUAUAGUUUGGUACAAUGUUAUAUAAAUGACAUAUUUGGGGACAAAAUUGAAGUAAGCUGUAAGGAGUGUUUUCGUAUACUUUAGAGGAAUUUCUUAACAAGUAUAAAGGUAUAUUAAGAAUGAGUUCCUUUAAUGGACGAUCUGUGAAUGUGAAUAUCAAAUUGUAAGCAAAAUAUUGUGCAUCAGUCAAAUGAUACACAGCCUCUCCACCUUUAGGAAUAGAAGAACAAAAAGUCA
Messenger RNA from Ruditapes philippinarum (Manila clam), 1680 nucleotides. Its product is annotated as proton-coupled zinc antiporter SLC30A2-like. Lineage: Eukaryota; Metazoa; Mollusca; Bivalvia; Venerida; Veneridae. The record is from RefSeq and is a predicted model, not a curated record. Bases 109 to 1389 code for a protein of 426 amino acids. Gene Ontology annotation, molecular function: zinc ion transmembrane transporter activity. The transcript is spliced from 11 exons. Gene Ontology annotation, cellular component: plasma membrane. Gene Ontology annotation, biological process: response to zinc ion; zinc ion transmembrane transport.